UUGCCUCAGAGGUAGGAGGAGAAGACAGCUUCCUUCCUCAGCAGCAUUACAUAAAACUCCGAAAAUCCUGCUGAAAAUAGCCCAUCUGAGUCCGCUUUAACGGAGCUGCAACAAGUUCUCUGACGGACAGUGGAGCGUUUGGUUUUCAUUAGAUUGUCUCGACACUGACCCCCUGCCCCAUCUACAGUAAUGUGAAACCAGCACGCUGGCAGGCGCACUGUGCGGAAGAGAGCCGAGCGGAGCUGAUGCAGUCUGCGCUGCUUCACCCGGUCCGCAGGCUGGACACACAGCACCACAAGCUCCACGACUGAUCGGUGCCAUGGCCAGCAAGUAGUACCCCGCAGGCAUCGAUGCUACACUAGUCUUCUCGGAGGGAUUACUUCUUGUUCCUGGAGGUGUGAUCGCAGCCAUGGUGUGCUGUCAGACUCCCAGAAGUUUACGAAGUGGCGACUGGGGCUUCGCUGCUCUGCUGGCCGCCGCGCUGCUCAGCCUGUUCGUAGGGAUGAACCAGAGCACCGCGUUCCCCUCCUGGAGGUUAGAGGAAGAAGCUCACACCACUGUGUUGCUCAUCGGGAUCCGUAAAGAGGCCCGGUCACAAGUGCUUCACCUCUCCAGGAACAAGCGCUACACCCUCACCCCGGAGCAGCUCAAAUGGGACAAGUUCAAGCUGACAUACAAGUUGCUCUCCUUUCCCACAAACUUGAUAAAUGCCAGCGACACACGGCGAGGCAUUGCCAAGGCUUUUGGCAUGUGGAGCGACGUCUCGCCGUUCAGCUUCAGAGAGGUGCCAGCUGACCAAGACGCAGACAUUAAGAUUGGCUUCUACCCCGCCAACCACACAGACUGUUGGCAGUCCCACUUGCACCAUUGUUUCGACGGCAUUACAGGAGAAUUGGCUCAUGCAUUCUUCCCGCCAACAGGCGAGAUCCACUUUGACGACGACGAGUACUGGAUUCUGGGAAACAUGCGCUUCAGCUGGAAGAAAGGGGUUUGGUUGACGGAUCUUGUUCACGUGGCAGCUCAUGAAAUCGGCCAUGUCUUGGGACUCAUGCACUCCAUGGACCCGAAAGCUAUAAUGCACCUAAACGCAACACUGACAGGGCGCAAGCUGAUCACACAGGAUGAGGUGUGGGGUUUGCACCGUCUGUAUGGAUGUUUGGACCGCUUAUUUAUCUGUCCGGCCUGGGCUCGGAAAGGCUAUUGCGACAGCAAACGCAAGCUGAUGCAGAAGCACUGCCCCUCCAGCUGUGAUUUCUGUUACGAAUUCCCUUUCCCCACUGCAGCUCCCACUCCAGCUCCACCAAGGACCAAACAUAAGCUAGUAGUCGAGGGUAAGAAGCUUACUUUUCGCUGUGGGAAGAAAAUAGCUUCAAAGAAAGGCAAAGUAUACUGGUACAAGGACGGGGAGCUGCUGGAGUUCUCUCACCCGAACUACAUCUCCUUGAAAGACGACCACAUCACUAUAGUGGCCAACGCCAUCAAUGAAGGCACAUACACCUGCAUUGUGAAGAAAAAAGACAAAGUUCUCACUAACUACUCGUGGAGGGUACGUGUGCGCUUCUGAGGGCCACAUUGAACGGGACACAUUCACACAUACGGUCCCCUGGAGACCUCAUUCACUAUGGGCACAUGUUUUGUUUUUUAAAAUGUCUUCCCUGUAUCUUCCACAUACAGUUCUCUAUUGUUGAAUGUCACUGUGCAAAUGCAUUUUCAUAUGUGCAAAAAAAAUAAAUGUUCCAUGACAUGUAGUAUUUUUAUGGAAAAUGACCUGACUGUGAAGAGCUGUUCAUAGUAGAUGCUGCAUUUUAUAUGGUGUUGAAAACUCACACACCGGCUGUUUGGGACGAUACCGUCUACUCUGGGUUCAUCAAGCCUGGACUUUGUCAAAGCUCUUGCUGCUAAGGCAGUGGUGGUGUCCAAGGCCACCCACGGAUCGUCACGGAAUCUCUGAAAAUGAAAACGGGGUCCAAUUAGUUGGACAGUGUUCUUCAACAGAGACUUCACUUUCAGGGUGUAUAAAAUCAACCUCAUGGAAAAAAGCGUCAUUUCAAAAAAAUAUCCGUGUCACCAGCGGGUUUCUUUUUAAUGACCUGAAACUUACAGAAGCUCCUGCUUAGAUGCAUGCCAUUUGAAUAAUUUACACACUGACCGAACUAAGAUGCUAAAGCCAGAAUAAGCAAUGUCGUCUACAGCCUUUGGAGCUAUUUGGACCUUAAACUGCAUAUGGAACACCUCAGACGUCUAGCUUACUUUACUAGCUUCACAGUGAAGCCAGGAGUCUGCCUCCAGAGGCUGAGCAGUCAGUUCCACUAGCAGCUCUCCUUCCAAGCUUAUUCAACACAUCAGGUGUAAUAAUCUGCAGAAGGGGCUCUAGUGGGGGCAGGGGACAGAUAAAACUGAUUAAUGAACAUUUCCAUUUGGUGCUGGCUCGAGAAGCCCCAGGGCAGGAGGAUUUUUCAGCAUCUGUUCCAGUGAAAGUGGAGAGUGGUCUUGCAGGGACCAAAGCUCUACUGUUUAUUUUUCUUUGGCUCAAAAUCAAAGAAUUUAUUGGUUUAAUUCUUAAGUUGCAGAGCCAUUUAAAAACAAAAGCAGAGCAAAGUCGGGGCCUCUUUUCCCCUGAAAGAACAAAGUACUGAGACAAAGUGUGCAGUGCAAAGAAUGACAUCACUUUUGGACACUGACUACCAAGUCGGGUUGAAGGCUGGAUUUCUUUUCAGCUCGACUCCCUUACAUUUUUUUUCUCUUCUGGCAGUGUGCGGUUGUGUUUGCAUAGCUUGGACAGCAUUUAUAAAUAUAGGGAAAAUGGCAGACAAAACAAAGUUUCAAACUUUAUUUCUAGGAAAAACACUGCCUCCCUGUCAUCAAGUGACUUGACAUUCCCUAGUUAGUUUCUAACAUUAUGCUGCAUCAUUAUACAGUAGCUCAGGCAGCCAGGAAAUACCAACCAUUUAUAAAAAAUCUUCUGGUCCUCUCUGGUAAAAUAUGAAAGGGAAAAUCAAACAAAAGUAAAAUAAAAAGCUAAACUUCUAGUAGAUGUAUUGUUGUGUGUCCUCUUCUGGAGCUAAAAUGGUCACAUUUGAAAUAGUGAAAUUGCUGAGAAAUACCUGAAAUUCAACAUGUUUAAGCCAUUAGUCUUGCUGUUAGACAGUCCUGACUAUUUGGUAACAGUUGUAACUGAUCAGAUACUGAUCUGGCCUAUAGUUGUAAACCAGUGACACAGUCCGGCUCCAAACAAGUCCCAGAACUCUGCUCCAUCUUUCUCUGUUAGACAGCCAGAUGUCCUACGGUUUGAGGCUCAGAAUUUCAGGCUGAAUCCUGGGCCGACUGCAGAUGCUCCCUGGUUGCUGGUUGUCAGGUGGAAGCCGGUGUCUUUCAGGUCGUCAUCUCCCUGGAGGGACACAAAGUUAACACAUAGUAAUGCAACACUGCAGUCCAUCACACUUCUGACAUUGUGUGGCUUCAUUUCUUGCAUAUUUAUGACAGAACUGACCAACAUUACACUGGUUACCUUUGGAAAAAUCCCUUACCUGAAUUAAAUAACAUAUUUUGUUGUGUUUCCACCAAAGUAUGCAUGAAGAUGUAAAAUAUUAAAAUUAGAAUUUGUUACUAUUUUUUCUGGUGUUCAGUGGAGAGUGUUUAUGUCCCAUUGUCUGUUUCACAAAUCUUUCCACUACGACAACAAUUAAAGAAAAACAACCACUA
This is a messenger RNA of Acanthochromis polyacanthus (spiny chromis), 3702 nucleotides long. RefSeq names its product matrix metallopeptidase 23ba (gene mmp23ba). Gene Ontology annotation, cellular component: extracellular matrix. The record is from RefSeq and is a predicted model, not a curated record. Gene Ontology annotation, molecular function: zinc ion binding; metalloendopeptidase activity. Lineage: Eukaryota; Metazoa; Chordata; Actinopteri; Pomacentridae. Gene Ontology annotation, biological process: proteolysis; extracellular matrix organization; collagen catabolic process. The coding region runs from base 410 to 1564 and encodes 384 amino acids. The transcript has 8 exons.